Messenger RNA from Triticum urartu, 879 nucleotides. RefSeq names its product iron-sulfur cluster assembly protein 1. Lineage: Eukaryota; Viridiplantae; Streptophyta; Magnoliopsida; Poales; Poaceae. The record is from RefSeq and is a predicted model, not a curated record. Gene Ontology annotation, biological process: iron-sulfur cluster assembly. Gene Ontology annotation, molecular function: iron-sulfur cluster binding; iron ion binding.
CCCCCCCCCCCCCCCCCCUCUUUCCCCAGGUUAAACAACCCAUCCAUAGCCGGAGAACGUCAGAAGAAUCCAGAGGCACCCCCGAGUUUGUUGGAGAUGUUGCGCGCGGGAGGAAGCCGGCUCGUCGCCCCCGGACUCCGGCGUCUCCUCGGCCCGGGCGCCGGCGAGAGGGCGGCGCCGGGGCUGGCGGCGGCGGGGGCGAGGGCGUACCACGAGCGGGUGGUGGACCACUACAACAACCCGCGGAACGUCGGGUCUUUCGACAAGGACGACCCCAACGUCGGCACCGGGCUGGUCGGCGCGCCGGCCUGCGGCGACGUCAUGAAGCUGCAGAUCCGUGUCGACGAAGGCACCGGGAAGAUCGUCGACGCCUGCUUCAAGACCUUCGGCUGCGGCUCCGCAAUCGCCUCGUCCUCCGUCGCUACUGAAUGGGUGAAGGGAAAGCAAAUGGAGGAAGUAGUGAGUAUCAAGAACACUGAGAUUGCAAAGCACUUGUCACUUCCACCAGUAAAGCUCCAUUGCAGUAUGCUUGCUGAAGAUGCAAUUAAAGCUGCCGUGAAAGAUUAUGAAUCAAAGAAGGCGAAGCUGGGAGACAGCCCUGCAGAGAAGGCUGCCGAAGCAUGAAGAUGAUAUAUGGUUCUGUUCUAUGAGGGUGGGAAAUGAUGUGCAAUGUUCACACACUCCAGUGUUGUAGCAUGUAUCAUAAGGAUGAACACGAACAGUUUGAAAUAAAUGUGCUGUCAUGUUAGAAGUUGUUCAUGUAUAGCAGCUGCUACGAAAAUUUGUGCAUGUAUAGCAACUGCUUGGAAGUCGUAAUGUAUACUGUCAUUUGCCCGUUCCAAAAACACUCGGUUCUAUAUUGUUGGUUAUUUUGUUGAA